Suillus discolor is the source of this 1469-nucleotide messenger RNA. RefSeq lists its product as uncharacterized. Gene Ontology annotation, cellular component: cytoplasm; nucleus. Lineage: Eukaryota; Fungi; Basidiomycota; Agaricomycetes; Boletales; Suillaceae. Gene Ontology annotation, biological process: protein neddylation. The coding region runs from base 72 to 1370 and encodes 432 amino acids. The transcript has 8 exons. Gene Ontology annotation, molecular function: NEDD8 activating enzyme activity. The record is from RefSeq and is a predicted model, not a curated record.
GAUCGCGUCAAUCCGCUGCUACUACUGCUGGCAGAACAAACAUAUAGCUCCACUCCCUUUCACUCCCCUCAAUGGCCACGGAAAUACAUGUGAAUGGUGCAGCGACUUCAAGCGACUGGCAAGAUCGAUAUUACCAUGUUGACCAGAUCCUUGAUAGACCUGGCCCCCGAACUGAUCCAUCAUUCCUGGCAGGGGAUGAGGUGAAGGACUUUUUGCGGAACAAGUGCAAGAUUCUUGUCAUCGGCGCAGGUGGUUUAGGAUGCGAGAUACUCGCCAAUCUUGCUCUGACUGGGUUCAAGGAUAUCCAUCUCAUCGACAUGGACACUAUCGACAUCAGCAAUCUCAAUCGUCAAUUCCUCUUCAGACCUGCAGACGUUGGAAGACCAAAGGCCAUCGUUGCUGCAGAGUAUGUGAUGAAACGGGUGCCGGGAGUCAAGGUCACACCGUACUACGGCAAGAUACAAGACAAGGACGACGAUUAUUAUAUGCAGUUUAACCUCGUCAUCUGUGGUCUAGAUUCUGUGGAAGCACGUCGAUGGAUAAAUGCCACUCUCGUUAACCUAGUGGAUUCUGAGAACCCUGAAAGUUUGAAGCCCCUCAUAGACGGUGGUACCGAAGGUUUUAAGGGGCAAGCUCGAGUCAUCCUUCCGACUGUAUCAUCAUGCUAUGAGUGUUCGCUUGAUAUGCUCAACAAGCCAACCACCUUCCCUAUCUGCACCAUCGCGAACACGCCCCGUCUCCCUGAGCACUGUAUAGAAUGGGCCUCUGUGCUUGAAUGGCCUCGCGUGCGCGGAGAUGAGAAACUCGACACUGAUGAUCCUGAGCACAUCGGGUGGUUGUAUUCAAUUGCUGUUGCUCGUGCAAAGGAAUUCAAGAUUGAAGGCGUGACCUGGUCACUUACACAGGGUGUUGUCAAGAACGUCAUCCCUGCAAUUGCAUCCACUAAUGCCAUCAUCGCUGCUUCAUGUUGCAACGAAGCCUUCAAGAUUGCAACAAGUUCAGCGGCUUAUCUGAAUAACUACUUCAUGCUCAUUGGGACCGAAGGAGUGUAUUCGUACACCUUUGAGCAUGAAAAGCGCGAUCAUUGCCCUGUUUGCGGAGGUGAAGCCCUGGAGAUGUCCAUAAGUCGAGAUUGGACUGUCGAGCAGCUCAUUGAACUGUUGACUGAGAAGCAGACCAUUCAGAUUAAGAAACCUUCUCUUGCGACACCGGAAAAGCCGAUAUAUUUCCAACAACCACCCCAGCUGGAAGAAUCUACGCGCCCGAACUUAGAGAAGAAAGUCUCUGAACUUGUCCCUGAUGGUGGAGAAGUUGUGGUCACUGCUUCGAGUUUACCUUUCAGCUUGUCGCUCAUCGUCACUUACACGUGAACAAGUUGAAGGUACAGUAUCUUACAUUUCUCCAUGGUUAUCCGCAAUGUAGCAGUAGACAUUUGAAUGCACGCAUUAUCACGGUUUGUUUACGAGUAA